This is a messenger RNA of Lolium rigidum, 1116 nucleotides long. RefSeq names its product BTB/POZ and MATH domain-containing protein 3-like. Gene Ontology annotation, biological process: protein ubiquitination. Gene Ontology annotation, molecular function: protein binding. Lineage: Eukaryota; Viridiplantae; Streptophyta; Magnoliopsida; Poales; Poaceae. The transcript has a single exon. The coding region runs from base 1 to 1116 and encodes 371 amino acids. The record is from RefSeq and is a predicted model, not a curated record.
AUGGCGGCACCCAAGCGCAAUCUUUCUGCUGCUGCUAUUGUGGUUGACACCGAGGAAGGUUCAUAUCUGCUCAAGAUAGAUGGGUACUCACGAACCAAGGUGCUCCUCCAGGCAGGCAAGUGCGCGAUAUCUACCCGUUUCAGUGUUGGAGGCCAUGACUGGGCCUUGGAAUUCUACCCAAACGGCUGCGAGAGUGCUGAUUUCGUGUCUGUUUACCUGCUGCUUGAUUCCGCGGACGCCAAGGAUGUGACGGCGAGCUUCGCUUUCAGUGUGCUGGACAAGGAUGGGGAACCGGUACCGUCGUUCAGCCGUACCCACAGCGGACAUACCUUCCAACAAGGAAAAAGUUCGGCUUGGGGCUACUAUGAUUUCAUCAAGAAAACUGACUUAGAGGGAUCGCUGCACUUAAUCGACGACUGUUUCACUAUCAGGUGCGAUGUCACCGUCAUGAAGGGGAUCCGCACCGAAGAACAACAUAAGCGUAAGCGUAGCCAACUUGCGCUGGUUCCUCCGAGCAAUUUGCAUCGACACCUCGGCAACCUCCUAAAGAGCAUGGAUGGAGCGGACGUGAUCUUUCAUGUCGGUGGAGAGAGAUUCUCUGCUCAUAGGUCCGUGCUCGCUGCUCGGUCGUCCGUCUUCAAGGCAGAGCUCUUCGGCUCGAUGAAGGAGAAAAUCGUAGAUAAGGUUGAGAUCUUUGAUAUGGAAAGCGAUGUGUUCAAGUCAUUGCUACAUUUCAUAUACACGGACUCACUGCCUGAACAAACCACCCAUGAUGGUGAAGCACAUGAUGAUGUGGUGAUGGCUGGCCAUCUACUCGUUGCAGCUGACAUGUACAAUAUCGACAGGUUGAAGCUGAUAUGCGAGGAAAUGUUGUGUAACCACAUCGACUCCACCAUUGUGGCGACAAGCUUAACUCUAUCUGAGCAGCACGGUUGCCAUGAACUGAAGGAAGCUUGCUUUGAGUUCCUUGCUUCUCCUUCCAAUUUGGAGGCUAUGGUGACAAGUGAUGGCUAUGAGCAUCUGAAAAGCAGUUGCCCGUCAGUUCUCAGGGAGAUGAUUGCUAGGUUCCUGCCUCCUGAGCUAAAAGCGGCGAAGGAUAUCAUCAUGACAAUAUAG